Messenger RNA from Anneissia japonica, 2690 nucleotides. RefSeq lists its product as uncharacterized. The coding region runs from base 385 to 2283 and encodes 632 amino acids. The transcript is spliced from 14 exons. Gene Ontology annotation, molecular function: calcium ion binding. The record is from RefSeq and is a predicted model, not a curated record. Lineage: Eukaryota; Metazoa; Echinodermata; Crinoidea; Comatulida; Comatulidae.
GACACAUUUCCGUUUGUUUAAAUAUUCCGUUUAAAUCGUUAUAAUUACAGCGUUGAACUCGUCAGUAAUUGUAGUAUGAAUGUUGUCUGUAAAUGAAUACUCGUCAACAUAUCGUUUGAUAAGUAAGUGUUCUGGUCCGUUUCUUUCGACAAUGACGUCCGUCUGCAAAUGUGCUACAUUGAUAAAGUGAAAAUCUGCUAUGAGACUCGACCUUUGACGAACACAUUCACGCGCUGCUAGGUAACUGGACGCAAAUAGUGUACUCACUGUGAUCUUCCUGGCUACUCUGUUAUUUAUGUGAGCAUUUAGGCUUAUAAGCAUUAUACACACCGGUUGAAAAGAGGAAAAGUCAAUAUUGCAGUUUCCUGUAUUGUUGGAUCAGGGAUGGACAGAACGCUAGUUUCUCUCGCAACAGAAGAAAAUGAUGAUGACGCAGAAAAGGCGCGCGAAGUUGCUUUACUAUUCAGCCGUGAUCGCCUGAAAGAGUUGAAGCAAGGUAUCAAUAUGAUGAUCGAAGCAUUUACUGAGAUUUUGGAACUUGAUCCGAAGAAAGAAGUCUCUAUUACAUACAAAAAUUAUCGUCAAAAACUGCAAAGCAUUGAGGAAGAAAGCUGGGCACGAUUACGUCAGCGUCAUUUUAACACCUACCAUCACCAUGACAAUGACCUCAACAUCAAUAGGUCACUUAGUGACCGUUUUCUAGAGUUUAUUUCUACAUUAGACAGUAUCAAACAAGUACUUGUUGAACAAUUACAGAAUACAACAAAGAGAGAGGAAACCCUGAGUCAAGACGUCAAACAUUUACGACGCGAUCUUUUAAAAGAAAAGCAAACUUCAACAAAUCUAAAGUGGAAAUUAGAUGAAGUUUCUAAGGAGUUAACAUCACAAUUAAGUUCAACGGGAAUCUUAAGUGAACAGCUUCAAGAAAAACAAAAAAUAAUUCAACAGUUACAAAGAAACGGCACAGUCCAACUAUGGGAGAAGGAGAAAAAGAAACUGUUAGAUAAUGUAGCUCAACAUGAAAGAGAAUUAGAAGCAGAACUUACGGGUCUCCAACAACUUCACGAGGAUACAAAAGAUCGUCUGAACGGAAGAAUUCGAGAAUUGGACGAGAAGCUCAAAAUGGAGAAGAUGAAAGAUGUUGUAUCUCGGAAAGCAGACAGGGACGAUCUUUUUACUGAAUUGGAAAACUCUAAACGAAGACUUUAUACUCUAGAGAAAGAUAUGUCUUACGUGGAAAGAGAAAUAGCAGAUCACCAGAAAUUAUUUGUUGGCUGCAUUAAUGGAAUUAGGAAAGAUUUUACGACUAUCGUAGAAAGGGAUAAGGAAAAUGGGUCGUUGGGGAAGGGUGACGUGCGGAAGAUGACUUUAAUUUUGAAUGCAAUAUACAAUGGAGUGAGGUCUGGACGACUUGAGAUAAUGAAAGCUGAUUUACCGUUACACUACAUAGCGUUAGAUGAGGAAAUUAUCGGUCAUCCAUCACUAAAGAAACUAACGAAAUCUCAAACGUUGCGUCCAGUUGAAAGACACCUUGAAGAAAUAGAUACAGACGAUAAAACAUUAAGUUCUGAUAAUAACUCAUCGCACCUAGAAGCGGCGAACACUCAUGUCCGUUCCAUUGCUCCUCCAACAAUCGUAGUUCCUGAAUCGACAGAAAACGCCAAAGCAGGAAAACAGCUAUUGACGGGAUCACAAAGCCCAGUCCGAAGAAGGCGUCCUGGAACGCCUUUACGACCUAAAAGUAGUAGGCUUAGGCCUAAGGACUCAAGUACUUGGUCAAAUACCGGCUCAAAUGUGUCACUAAAUAAAACAAAUCAUAGAAAAGCAAGGGCUAGCUCGGCAAAAAUAUCAAGUCCUCGGAAAGCAUCGACAUAUUCCUUUCCACCGGCACAAGUAUCAGGCGACCACCCUGAACUUAUUAAUCCAAGCACCGGCACAUUGGAUAUCGAGACAGCCAUGAAAUAUUUUAAGAGUUAUACAAAAGAACAGAUUCUCGAUUAUUUCAAAAUGUUUACCAAAUAUGAUAAGGACAAAAACUUCUCACUCGACCUUAGUGAAACAAUGGACGCAAUACAUUCAACUGUUGGUGAUUAUUAUACAGAAAAUCAAAUAAAGGAGGUGAUGGAAGAAGUGGACAUAAAUAAUUCAAAUUCAAUUGACUUUUACGAGUAUUUAGGUGUCUCAUCAAUGUUAAAUCGACGAUCUGGUAAAUCCGAGGUUUUUCGAAGUGGUAUCGUGAAGCACGGUGGGACAUCAGUGUCAAAGAUGUGUAUUGUGCAAUAAAUCAAUGUAGAAAGCAUUGUAAUGGUUGUCGAUUUAAAUGUCGUUUCGAUCCGUGACAGGUCAUAUUGCAAAACGUAGACUAUGUUUAAACUUCUAGCAGGCAUGAACGGAUCUAUGACAACUCAAUCAGUGUCUUGAAUACGUUACACCUUCUGAUAUUCAUCGUUAUGGCUAUCAAUCAAGUUUAGCUGAAAAAUAAAAAUAAUGUUUUUGUUAACAUAAUAAAUAUUAGUAUUGCUACGAUCAUCUGAGGGCGCCGUCCACUGAUGACGUCACGGUGUAACACUGGCAGCUGACAUAAUCUGUCGUAGAUGGUAAGAAUACUAUAUUCUAACUUUAAAAAGAACAUUUUAUUAUUAAUAAGGAUUUGGAAAGUAAGUCAAACGCCAUCGGAAAAGUCAAAUGUA